Molecule: messenger RNA, 2562 nt
Organism: Frankliniella occidentalis (western flower thrips)
Lineage: Eukaryota; Metazoa; Arthropoda; Insecta; Thysanoptera; Thripidae
Product: neurofilament heavy polypeptide
Exons: 9
Coding region: 227-2419 (730 amino acids)
Source: RefSeq, a predicted model, not a curated record
AGGACAAAAUUUUGUGACAUUAUCAGAAAUUAUGGCGGAAUUUUCACCUUUCUUUAAGGAUCUAGCAGGUUUAUAGACUUAGAAGUGUGCUCAAGCCGACCAAAUAAUUUUGGUGUAUGUUGCGAAAUUAGUGCGGAGCGUUCCUGUGCUGUACUUUCCACGAUAAAGUUCCAAAAUCAUCUCCAGAGUUUCUGUACCGGACACAGUAGGAAAGGACCAGUAAACCAUGAGUGCCCCUGCUGUGAAACCUGUGUUAUCUGCACCUGCUGCUGGUGGCCAAGCACCUACACCCACUGCCACAAGUCCCCUUAAAAAUCACUCUGGUUCUCCUAAUUUGUCAAUAACCUUAGUCAAUGACAAAACACCAGAGAAACCCAAAGAUGCAGUAUCUUCUAAUGCCAGCCCAAAAUCAACUCCAAAUGGUGUAGAGGCUGCUAAAUCAGGAUCGCCUUUGGUGAAUGAUAAGAAAUCUGAUGAUUCGAAUCAUAUCACGUCAACCACUGCCACUACCCUGCCGGUUAACAAUGUGACUCAGAUUACAGCCUCACCACUCAAAGCUACACCUGAAAAGACUCAACCAGCCAAUAACACACCUCCAGCAUCAGCAAAUAACACUACCCCCAAAAGUCCUGCUCCUACUACAACGCCAGGUCCAACAGCUACAGCUGGAUCAGCACCACCACCAGCUGUAGGGAGUAUCACACCAGUGGCCUCUGACAAACAGGCAACUCCCACCAAAGCAAACUCAACUCCAAGUGAUGACAAAGAAAAGCCGACUACAGCAUCUCCAACAACCCCCAAGCGAGGUGCGGAGAAAACAGACAAACAAGAGAAAGAUAAAGAAAAGGCUGGAACUGCUUCACGUAUAAAACGCAAGAGAGAGACUGCUCCUCCAUCAACGCCUUCAUCAGAGGAUGCUGACUCUAAAGGCUCAAAACGAACUCGAGUUCCAGUUCAACCAUAUCAGAGUCCUAUGCCCGAUUUAUUUCCUACAAAGGUUAAAACUCCUGCCAAGCCUCCUGUUGUAAAAGAGAAAGAGAAAGAUACUGAUAAGGAGAAGUUGGUUAUCUUUUACAAAAAUGAGUUUUUAGCUGUGCGGAAUUCUGAGGGAAGCUUCUAUGUGUGUCAAGCAAUGCAGAAUGUUUACAAAUCCAGCCACAAAAUUAAAAUUCGAUGGCUUUCUCAGGUGGAGGGUGAGAAGUCUGAUGAUGGAACUGUUUAUUCUCCUGAUUUCUAUGAUUCAACAGAUUUUGAUUGUAUUCUGACUAGCUUGAGUCUGAAACGUGUUGACAAAAGUAAAUUCAAUUUGUCUACUGAUGAAACUUUGAGAACAGAAAAUAUCUUGAAAAGAGCAUUAGAUGUAGAAAAGGGUGUUUCUGAAAAACCUGAACUAACUGAAGAACACCCUGAUGGAUUGGACCUGUCUCUUUUUAAAGAUGAAGCCCAGCUAAAGAAGAGAAAAAGUCAAGGUAAGAGAGCUUCAGGCAGCCCAAAGAGGGCCCGCAGGUCACAAACACCUGUCAAGAAAGAGGAAAAGCCUAAGGUUGAAAAGAAAAAGCCGGUGGCAAGUCCCAAAAGAUUUCAACCAAGAAUGACACCAGGCAAGGGUGCUCCACCUAGAUUUGGUGGGAGGAAGGCCAGAUCGGUCUCAGUCGGAAAAACACCCAGGAAGGAUAAGGAAGAUAAACCAGAGAAAAUAGAAAAGCAGACUGCGCAAACAAGAGCAGAGCGCGCCUCAGAGCGGGAGAAGGCCAAGGAAUCUACUCCAGCUUCAAAGACACCUGCCAAGAGGAAAGCAGAGAGCCCGGUGCCUGUUGUUGAGACCAAAGCACCCAAGACGACUGCACGCACAGCGGCCUCCGCCAAGAAAGCUGCUGCUGAAGCUAAGGCCGCCGCACAGGCAGCCAUCGCUGCUCAAGCUGCCACAGCCUCGGCCCCCCCUGCUGGACGUAAGCCCCCAGCAAGAGGAAGAAGGGGAUUAGGCAAUGCCGAAUCUGCUGAGCCUGAAGUAGCUGCCCCUCAGAACCGUGCAACCAAGAGGAAUGUUCGGUCCUCAUCACCAGCUGAUACAGAAAAGAAAGAAAGCAAUGAAGCAACCAAGGAGGAGGUAGAGGCUAAGUCAGCUGAGGCUGCUGAUGCUCCUGCGUCAACAACAUCAGCAACAAAUGAGACUACACCAGCAACCACCUCACCUGUUGUGCCAGCCGUUGCCCCACCGGCAACACCUGCAGCCGCACCUGCUGACAGUGCUGCUGCUCCAUCUGAGCAGAAGGUUCAGGCACCUGCUGAAACAGCUACCUCCGCCGCAUCCACUGAGAGCACAACUGCUUCAGAAGCAAAAUCACCUUCAUCAGACGCAAGUCCCAACCGAGGGGCUCCUAAAAAGUCCACAACCCCAUCGCCCCCUAAAAAGGCCUAGAGACAAUUUCAUGGACUGAAGAACAUUAUAUUUUAUCUAAGCAUCAAUCUUGAUAGUUUUACCUUGGAAGUGAUUUGAAUGGUGUGAUGGAGAGUUAAAUAGAUGCUAACUCCCUUACUACAAUUUAAUGCUUUGGUUGUUCA